Hyaloscypha bicolor E is the source of this 1023-nucleotide messenger RNA. Its product is annotated as purine nucleoside phosphorylase-like protein. NCBI's taxonomy places the organism in Eukaryota, Fungi, Ascomycota, Leotiomycetes, Helotiales, Hyaloscyphaceae. Gene Ontology annotation, molecular function: purine-nucleoside phosphorylase activity. The record is from RefSeq and is a predicted model, not a curated record. The transcript is spliced from 7 exons. Gene Ontology annotation, biological process: nucleoside metabolic process. Bases 41 to 985 code for a protein of 314 amino acids. Gene Ontology annotation, cellular component: cytoplasm.
CAACAUUACACAGCGAAUUUACAGGGAAUGAAAUGUGGAGAUGGCAACCACGAUUGAGAGUAUCAGAGAAGCAGUUGCUGGCUUGAAGAAUCUGCUCCCUGCAGAUUUCAAGCCUGAGAUUGGCAUUAUUGGCGGUUCGGGACUGUCUGCUUUGGAAGAUGCGGUGGAGCAGCCUAAGUGGGAGGUUCCGUAUGGGAAGAUAAAGGGGUUUCCGGUUAGUACUGUACCUGGUCAUGCGGGCAAGUUGGUUUUUGGUCAUGUUGGGAGUGAGAAGACGAUGACGGUUAUGAUGGCUGGUAGAGCACACUAUUAUGAAGGACACGAGUUGCAAACUGCUACCUUUCCUAUCCGGGUUUUGGCACUUUUGGGAAUGAAGACAUUGAUAGUCACCAACGCUGCUGGAGGAUUGAACUCGACGUACAAAGUCGGCGAUGUUGUAGUUUUGCACGAUCAUAUUAAUUUUGCUGGCCUCUCGGGAGUAAAUCCAUUACGAGGCCCAAAUCUCGAUGAUUUCGGUCCUCGAUUCAUUGCUCUCUCGGAUGCGUAUGACCUUGAGCUUCGCCGCGCUGCUCAUCUAGCUUGGAAAGCGCUCUCAAAAGAUCGACCAAAGCAAAUGGCUAUGCACGAAGGUGUAUACGCAUUUGUUGGAGGACCAAACUAUGAAACAAGAGCAGAGUGCCGUAUGCUUUCAACGCUCGGAGCUGAUCUGGUUGGUAUGUCCACCGUACCUGAGAUCAUUGUUGCGAGGCAUUCCGGUGUUCGUGUACUCGCAAUGAGCUUGGUCACAAACGCCGUUGUAAUGGAUCCUGGUCCACGAGGAGAUGCCAUCCUAUUGGCGGAGAGUAACGAGACAGAGUUAUCCGACAUGUUGAAGGAGGGUAAGGCCAAUCACGAGGAAGUUUUGGAGGCAAGCCGCAAUGCCGCCCAGGAGAUAAAGAACCUUAUUGUAAAAAUCGUGGAAGUGGAGGCAUCGAAGAACAGAUAGACGAUGCCGGUCUUGGGAGGUUCUGUCAAGCAUAGAUA